GUCCAAGCUGUUUUAAAAAUGAAUGGUCUCACACUAAAAAAUCAAUUUAAAAAAAAUAAAAAUAAAAUUGUGGUAACAUGCUAUUUGGUAAGAUUGCUUUUACAGUUCACAGGGAAAGAUCGUGGUUACGGAAGCUUUUUACUGGGCUUUUUCUACUGGUAGUCACGUGUUUGCUGGUUAUAUGGUCUUAUAUGGGAAAUGAAAGAAAGAAACGCCCUUCACCCAGUUUUUUGUCUCAGCACUGUGCAGGACUCCAGAACUCUGCAAACUCCGGCUCUCCUGCAGGAAUCAAUUCAGAAGUCUCAGAAAAGUCUCAGUCACUAAUAAACUCUUUUUACUCUGAAUUUGGAAUCAGUUUAGAUGGCUACUCCAGGUUACAGCAGGCUGUUUACUGGGCAGAUCCUGACAGAUCGAUCACAAAUGUGUCCAUGAGUACUAGUCCAGCCCACACCACAUUCAUCAUUGAGAACCUGAAAGAGAGCUACCAAACUAGUGAGAAGUUUUUUGUUACGGUGCACGCAAAGGACUUUGAUAAUAAAUCUAAGAGUUAUGGAGGCGACUUUUUUCAAGCCAAGCUGUUUUGGUCUAAAUCCAAGGCCAGUGUGUUUGGGGAGGUGGUGGACCUGCUCAACGGCUCCUACUCUGUGCGUUUCCUCCUGCCGUGGGUCGGCGAGGCCCAGGUGGCUGUGCGUCUAAUUCACUCCAGUGAGGCUGUGCAGGUCCUGAAGCGUCACAGAGAUACUGACUCUGACAGGGUGUACUUUAAUGGAUUUUACGAGGGACCAGGACCAAAUAAGACCAGGCUGAGUGAAGCAGUGAUGUGUAAUGUUAAGUGGGACAAGAAUGGACUAGAGCAUAUGGGAACUGGAGACUGUUGCUGUGAAUACAAAGAUCCCCGUACCGAAGAAAUAUGGCGCUGCCAGAGACCCAAAUCCCUGCCAUGCAGUGCCCGUGUGUACCAUUCUAUGGGCGGUUAUAGAAACCGUCUGACUAAUCAAGAGAAGAAGCUUAUGAAGCAAACUAACAAAGGUAUCAAUGGAGAUAAGAGCAUCAUCAAAAUUGUUCAUUCCCAUGGAAAUGAAACUAUUGAUGUAGCAGAGAAAUGUCAUCCUGGUUUACACACUCCAGUUCCAGCCGGCUUUUACCUCAAUGAUGUGUGGACGUCCUUUGUCUGUAGCACCCGACAUUUUACAACCCAAACGACAACAGAGUGCCUGAAAGACAAACACAUCUACAUGAUGGGAGACUCUACUAUCAGACAGUGGUUUGAGUUCUUUGUGAAAGCAGUACCAACCCUGAAACAGAUGAACCUGCAUGUCCAAUAUCAGUCAGGGCCGCUCCUAGCAGUGGAUGUGAAGAACAACAUUGACUUACACUGGAGGGCUCAUGGCAUUCCUCUGCGCAGUCGAAAAUCAGCAGUUGCUAAUCUGCACUACAUCAGUAAUGAGAUCGAUGACCUGGCUGGAGGACCCCACACGGUCAUUAUGUUUAAUCUGGGGCCCCAUUUCACCACGUACCCUCUGGAUUUCUACACCCAUAGAGUGUUGAGGAUCCGCAAAGCUGUUCUAGCAUUGUUACAGCGGGCGCCUGACACUACCGUUAUAAUCAAGACUGUCAACACUGGUUAUAAGGAUAUUUUCGGGAGUGAUUGGUAUUCUCUACAGUUGGACAGAAUUCUGCGUUGGGCUUUUCAGGAUGUUGGUGUUUAUAUUCUGGAUGUGUGGCAAAUGACGGCCUGUCACUACAGCAAAGAGAACAUUCAUCUAUGCCCCGUAAUCAUCAAAAACGAGAUUGACAUUUUACUCUCUUUUAUUUGCCCCGUAUACAUUUAAAUUAUUAAAUUUUACUACAGUUGAAAAUUCAAGUCAUGUGUAGAAAAACGUCUCGGUUACGUAU
Messenger RNA from Sinocyclocheilus rhinocerous, 1896 nucleotides. RefSeq names its product NXPE family member 3-like. Bases 78 to 1832 code for a protein of 584 amino acids. NCBI's taxonomy places the organism in Eukaryota, Metazoa, Chordata, Actinopteri, Cypriniformes, Cyprinidae. The record is from RefSeq and is a predicted model, not a curated record. The transcript is spliced from 7 exons.